AUUCGAGGCUUGUUGCCCAUCAUCCGCAACCCACAAAGUGACCAUGCCAUGCUCAGUCUUGGUCUGGAUUUGACGCACUUGGGUUUGAAACUUGGUGCAGAGGAUGAUCGUUUGCUCUCUUCACUAUGGCUAUCACCGUUUGCUGAACCGAGCGCGACUGGUGGGAUUGGUGGACAAGUACCGCUCUCCAAUAUUGAUGCACUUGCGAAUCGUUUCACACCACCAGCGUGUUAUGUGAUGGGUGGCAUCUCUGCCGUCUUACCGGAAGCAAGCAAUAAGAUUGGGAGUUUUGCGGAAGAGACACUCUUUUACAUCUUUUACACACAGCCACGGAGUAAGAUGCAAGAAAUCUCUGCACAAGAAUUGACAGGGCGAAAUUGGCGUUUCCACAAAGUACUCGGAGUCUGGCUCACAAAGGAACCCGGUGUUGAACCGAGUGUGCGGACGGCCACCAUGGAGCGGGGUCAGUACAUCUUUUGGGAUGCUGCUAGAUGGGAACGCGUCAAGAAGGUCUUUGAGCUCUUUUAUGAAGAUUUGGAAGACCGUUUUGCUAGUGCC
Molecule: messenger RNA, 558 nt
Organism: Protomyces lactucae-debilis
Lineage: Eukaryota; Fungi; Ascomycota; Taphrinomycetes; Taphrinales; Protomycetaceae
Exons: 1
Biological process (GO): nuclear-transcribed mRNA poly(A) tail shortening; regulation of DNA-templated transcription
Cellular component (GO): P-body; CCR4-NOT core complex
Source: RefSeq, a predicted model, not a curated record